ACUCAAGAAUGGACAUAAUUUGCAUCAUCAACAUUGAAAACAACACACAGAAUAACGGGAGUGAGUUUGGCCAUGUGGUCUACGUGAUGGGCUGGGUAGUCUUUUCCUUGGGCAUCCCAGUCAUCUUCCUCGCCAUCUAUCUACUCUACUUCCUGAUCAGUGCUAACCACAUGGCGCCCAUCUACGUCAUCAAUCUGCUGAUCUCGGACCUCCUUCAGAUGACUGUUGUACCAGCCAUGCUCCAGGGCGGCUGUCAUUAUGUGGUGCUGCUUGUGUACAACUUUGGCCUGACAGCAAGUGUGGGCUUCAUGGUGUGCGUCGCUCUGGAGAGGUACCUGCUGAUUGCCUUUCCUCUCUGGUACCGUUUCCGACGCAAUGUUAAAUAUUCCUUCAUUGUGUCCUCCAUCGUCUGGCUGUUCCCCUUCUUCGAGUCCAUCAUCCUAUCCCUCACAUCGCUUAAGGCCUCACUGUUCCUGAACGCAGUCCUGACCCUGAUCCCACUCCCGCUGCUGAUCUUCUUCUUGGUGGGAACGCAGGGAGCUCUGUCCGACUCCAUUUCUGUUCCCGUCCUGGAGAAGAGACGCAUCAUUGGCACGUUGGCUCUGGUUCUGGGGAUCUACUGUUUUUUCUUCCUCCCACGAGUCAUACAUGACCUGUUGAUUGCUGUGCGGAGCCCUGUGAAGUCACAUCUGUGGGGCAUCCUGGUGAUGUUCAGCCCCUUGGUGGAUCCCCUCCUCUAUGUGUUUAUGCGGAGAGGGGCCAAGGACAUCCUGAUGGCCUGUCCCUGUCCCUGCCUGGAUAGGCUGCUGCCUGGGGAGCACAACCUUACCCAGACCACCACCAGCGUGACUAAUAAUCCCACUUCCCUGUGACUGGAACCUUGUCAGGAGGAGGUGAGAUUGAGCACAAAGGUUUGAUUGCAGGAACUGUGGUACUAAAAUCAACUAAAAAAAGUGUUAAAGUCAGUAUUACCAUGAUUCAUCUGUCUUUUCUAAUCAGUUGGCUCCAGACAUUUACAGACCAAACCAUGAAAAUAAAAAGUCAAGUUGGAGAACAUUUAUUGAUAUAAGACAUUGAACAUUUACAAAAUAAAUUGUGUUGUAUUGGAAUUGUAUUCUUAAGUCAAUGAUAUUCGCAAAUAAAGUUUUUCAUUUUCAUAAUUUAG
Messenger RNA from Osmerus eperlanus (European smelt), 1165 nucleotides. RefSeq names its product ovarian cancer G-protein coupled receptor 1-like. Gene Ontology annotation, biological process: positive regulation of Rho protein signal transduction; phospholipase C-activating G protein-coupled receptor signaling pathway. NCBI's taxonomy places the organism in Eukaryota, Metazoa, Chordata, Actinopteri, Osmeriformes, Osmeridae. The coding region runs from base 9 to 872 and encodes 287 amino acids. The record is from RefSeq and is a predicted model, not a curated record. The transcript has a single exon. Gene Ontology annotation, cellular component: plasma membrane. Gene Ontology annotation, molecular function: G protein-coupled receptor activity.